Adineta ricciae is the source of this 2184-nucleotide messenger RNA. The record is from the annotation of a GenBank genome assembly. NCBI's taxonomy places the organism in Eukaryota, Metazoa, Rotifera, Eurotatoria, Adinetida, Adinetidae.
AUGCUGAAAGGGAUAAUAUUGCUCGUGUUCAUUACGACCGCAUUAGCCGAUUCUGAUCCUUACAAAAAAACCAUUUGGUGGGACACCGAUGAUCUUAACGAGUAUAAGGAUAAGGGCCACCGUGUCCCAUUUCCAGAAUGUCUGCUAUCUGGUUCCAAACAAAAUUAUCUCGAAUCGUCAUCGUUGGGAGAUUUAUUCAACAAAGCACUCCGUGCUGAAGAAAAAAGCUUAAUGAACGAACGUUAUGAAAACAAGAAACAUAACUAUGAUGACUUAAUGGAUUAUGAUGCGGACGGAUCAAGAAAGGACUACGGCAAAUCUCGACAAGCUGCUACUGCCGCUGUAAAAUUAACACAAGAUAUCAUGACCGUACUUGCUUGUGAUUUAAAUGGAACAGAUGCCAAGAAUUUAGAUCAUUUUCUUCAAAAAUUCAAAAUGCCCGAAGAAUUCUGUAAAUACCAUGAAAAACCAAAGUGUGACGAUCGGAAGAAAUACCGAACACCAACUGGUAUCUGUAACAAUCUUGAACGGCCUUAUGAAGGAAGUUCUCAAACAGCCUACGCACGUAUCAUCACUGCCGACUACGACGAUCAUCUCAGUAAACCUCGUCGAAAAGCAUAUGGCUAUGGCUUAUUACCAUCAUGCCGUCAAGUCAGUUUAGCAUUCGGCUCAAAACCAAUCUUCAGCCGCGAAUACAACAACUUCUUUGCCGUUUUUGGACAAUUCAUUGGCCAUGAUAUUUCACUUGCUACACCAGCCACUGAUACAUAUUUAACACCAAUUUCCUCAUGCACAUGUGGCUCGAAAUACGAUUGGAAUAAAUGUACAGUGAUCGAUAUUAAACCCGAUGAUCCAUAUUUACGUGGACAAAAAUGUAUGGCUUUCCCAGCUACAGCCCAAGCUUUCAAAAAUCAAAUCUGUUCACUUGGUGUCAAAGAACAAAUGAAUGGAAAUACGCACAUUCCUGAUUUAUCUGUUCUCUACGGUAAUACCGUACGUACCGCUGCUAUUGUCCGUUCAGAUCAAGGUUUAUUGAAAUCAACACGAACACACUGGUCCAAAUUGGAGAUGCCACCAGCUCAACGUGAAGGAAAAUCUUGCGUUGAUGCCACUUACAAACAGCCAUGUUUUGCUGGAGGUGAUUCACGUUUGAUGGUUACCCUUGGCUUCACAUCCGUUCAAACCAUCUUUUUACGUAAACAUAAUGAAUUAGCUCGAGCUUUACACGACUUGAAUCCGCAUUGGAGCAACGACAAAUUGUACGAAGAAGCUAGAAAGAUCAACAUUGCCUUCUUUCAAGAUAUCUUAUAUACAAGAUGGUUACCUCUCCUCUUCGGUACUGAUGAAUUCAAAGAACUCUUUGGUCCAAUUGGUGAAUCAAGCUAUAACGUAAACAUCCCACCAGUUGUAUUCAAUGAAGUUGCAGCAGCUGCUUUCCGUUUACAUACAUUAGUUCGUGAUUUAUUCAGUCGAUGUACCCCUGAUGGUAAUCGUAUCGAUGAAUUAUGGCUCCAUGACAUUAGUGCAAAAGCCAAAUAUGCUUAUGAUAUGGAAAACAAUGGUCUAGAUUCGAUCAUUUGUGGUCUCUUCUAUGAUUAUGGCUUUGCUCACGAUGGUAAUUUCGCUCAUCAAAUUCACAAUCGCUUAUUCGAAUCAGUUAACAAAUACGGACAAUUGUGGCGUAAUGAUUUAGUUGCUAUCAACAUCUGCCGCGGUCGAGAACACGGUAUUCGCGGUUAUAAUGCCUACCGAGAAUACUGCAAGUUACCAAAAGCAUAUAACUUCGAAGAUUUUGGUGACACAAUCAAUUAUGAUGGUAUCCAAUUCUUAAAGAAGAACUAUGGUCAUCCAGAAGAUGUUGAUCUAUUUGUUGGCCUCAAUUUGGAAGACACAUUACCCGGAUCUCUCAUUGGUCCUGUUUCAGCAUGUUUACUUAGCUUGCAAUUCAAAGCUCUUCGCGAUGGUGAUCGAUUAUUUUACUCGCAUCCAGGCGUUUUCACACCAGGACAAUUACAAACAAUUGUAGACUAUCCAUUCCAUUGCUUUAUCUGUUCCGUUGUUGACAUUGAUAAAGUACCACUUAAUCCGUUCAAACCACCAAAUGACUCUGACAAUGUCUUGAAAUCAUGUAGAGAAUGUGCCAAUUUCGACUUAAGCGAUUGGGCUGAAACACAAUCAGCGUAA